This is a messenger RNA of Prorocentrum cordatum, 1821 nucleotides long. NCBI's taxonomy places the organism in Eukaryota, Dinophyceae, Prorocentrales, Prorocentraceae. The record is from the annotation of a GenBank genome assembly.
GAGCAGACGGGCGGGCGCGCGGGCAACGGGGCGGCGUCGGGCGCGCCGCCGGCCGAGCCGUGCGCGUGGAAGGGCGAGGACUGCACGCGGUCUCACUGCUGCCUGGACGGCGGCGAUGGCGGCUUCCAGUGCUACCAGCGCGACGACGAUUGGGCCGUGUGUGAGGAGUCGUGCGAGGAGGGCGAGCGCGAGGAGGACGAGAUCGCGGGCUACACCGAGCACGGGGACCCUUUCAAGCUGGCGUGGAACUGCAAGAGGCUCGGGCUUCGCUCUGGGCCUGGCUGCGAGGCGUUGAAGAAGAAGACGUGCCCUGAGGACAGGUGCCAAUGGAAGUCUGGCAAGUGCAAGUCCCCAUGCCACACUGUCUCCGACGACGAAACGUGCAACUCCGAGGAGGAGUGUACCUGGCAUGCCGAGACCUGCAAGGAUGUCUGUUGGCUCUACGAGAAGGAGGAUGACUGCGCCUCCAAGGAGAACAGGGAUCGGUGCCAGUGGAAGGGCAACAAGUGCGUCCCUGGCUGCUGGACCUUCUUUGAUUCGGAGAGCUGCCAGACCGGGGAUCAGUGCAUCUGGCACCCACAGGGACCCGUGCCUGCGGGCUUCUGCGAGGAGGAUCCUUGCUCUUCUCCCGUGGAGGACUGCACGAAGACAAGAUGCUGCAGUGAGCAGCGGGGUGCUGGUGGCCUGACCUGCUUCCAGAAGGACAAAUUCUACGCAAGUUGUGACGCGAACUGUUCCAAGGAGAAGAGGAAGCAGGGCUGGACGUGCAAGAUGCUGGGGGGCCUGGUCAACAAAACGGACUUGCGCUGCAAUUGGCCGGGAGACUCCUGCUCCAAAACCAACAGGUGUUGCAAAGCAGGUGACUCGUGUAUGGUGAAGGAGGAGUAUUUCACGGGAUGCGUUCAGACCCACCAGUUUGGCAUCCUUGAGGGUGGUGGAACCGCGCUGAUUCCAGUGGACCUUCCGGAUGGCUGGCCGGCGGACCCUGAAUUCAAGGGCGGUUCGCAGAUGGAGUACGAGAUGCAGCGCGCAGACGAGGGAGCUACGGCGGGGACUGAUAUGUAUUGUGUCAUGGCCUAUCUGCCAGGAUCGUACGAGGAGCACUUGAUGGAGCUGGCAAAGGCGAACGAAGCGAGCAUCUUUGCGUGCGACGCAGCAGACGUCUACCAUACCCAGGAGUCAGGCUAUGCAGAGUGGGACACGAAGGAUACGACGUUGCAGAACACGGAUGUUUUCAUCGGCGUCUGGAACCAGAUCAAAAAGAUUGGGAAAUUGUGGUCCUACACAUGGACUGUAAAAGUGGACCCAGACGCUCUGCUGGUGCCAGCACGCCUGAAGUUGCACGUGGGAAGCCUGAUGGUGCCCAUGGGGAAGCCAGUCUACGUGAAGAACAAUGACUUGCCCGCCUCCCAGGGCAACGGUGGUUUCCUUGGGGCGGUGGAAAUGUUCUCGCGGGAGGCCCUCGAGCUUUACUACAGGUGGUGGCCGGAGUGCAAAGAGCACCUCGGGGUGAAAUCGGGAGAGGAUGGCUUCAUGAAAGGGUGCAUGGAUGCCUUGGGUGUCGGUUACGUGCUGGACGCCACUAUGUUCAAGGCGGACGACAACGUCGCAAUCUGCAAGAUGGGCCAAUGGGCGGCAUACCACCCCGUGAAAGACCAAAAGCUUUACCAGUGCUGCAUCGACAUCGUCAACGGCGAGGACCGUGAGACCGAGUGGGGCAAGUGCUCUGGCUUGCCGCACGACUGGGCCACAAAGAUCUGGCCCGAGGCCACGGAAGAUGGCAUGGAGCCGAGAUGGAGGUGGAAGGAGCACGACGAGUAG